AGGGAGUGUUUGGCCUCGGGAACGGCGUCGCGAUGUGGUUCGAGGUUCUCCCCGGGAUCGCUGUCAUGGGCGUGUGCUUGUUCAUCCCGGGAAUGGCCACCGCGCGCAUCCACAGGUUCAGUAACGGGGGCAAGGAAAAAAGGAUUGCCCAUUAUUCAUAUCAGUGGUAUAUGAUGGAAAGAGAUAGGCGUGUCUCUGGAGUAAACCGUUACUAUGUGUCAAAGGGUUUGGAGAACAUUGAUUAAGGAAACGUUUUCCUGGUUGAUGAAGAACAACUCAGUCAUGCUCUUCUAUCCCUGCUAGUAGAUUAUGCGGCAUAUUGUGUAGCAUGCAUUGUAUUUUGUAGUGUAUAAUAAAAAUAAAAAAUCAGAGGUUUUCUUUACUUUUUAAAAUAGUACUACCCAAGAUCAAGACGUCUACCCAAUAUAGCAUUAUCACUUAAAAAAAACUAGAAGGCAACCGAGGCUUGUAAAAUUAUAGCUGUAAUAUACACCAAGCACCAAUAACUGCCCAGCGCAUUAUGUGUCACAAAGGUAGUUCCUACUCUUGUAGUAGAUACUAAAAUAUUGGAAAACAGUGUUUCUUCGGAGAUUGAUAGAAGAAUACAGAAAAAGUAGUACUUUUUUCCCCUUUCCUUUUCUGGGUGAAUCCCUAUAUGCUUAAAAUUCCAGACUGCACCUUCAUCGUCCGUGCACCCUGUAUCCUCAUAUGGUAGUCACUUAAGUGUUGAUUCUUAUUUUAGUUUAUUAUGUAGAGCAGCAACAAUGAUUAUGUUUAUUAAAAUGAAUGUAUUUGAAA
Cervus elaphus (red deer) is the source of this 798-nucleotide messenger RNA. RefSeq names its product NADH:ubiquinone oxidoreductase subunit A1 (gene NDUFA1). Bases 33 to 245 code for a protein of 70 amino acids. Lineage: Eukaryota; Metazoa; Chordata; Mammalia; Artiodactyla; Cervidae. The record is from RefSeq and is a predicted model, not a curated record. The transcript is spliced from 3 exons.